CAGAUCUUGACCCAUUAACACGGGAACCGAUGUCAGAGCAGUGUCGCUUUAUAUAUUUUUAGCUGGUAGGCGGGAGCGGGGUUUUCGUUGAGUGAAGCGGUGAGCGGUACGUCAAACGCCGUACGCGGAGCAUUCGGCAGGCUCGCCGCGCGGUCGGGUCAUGCUCAUGAGAAAAUGACAACUCGAGGGAUUAGACGGAAGAAAUCAUCGCUGUCCGAAGUGAAAGUGGCAGUGGUCGGUGCACCAUCGGUCGGCAAAAGCGCACUCACGGUUCGAUUUCUUACAAAAAGAUACAUCGGAGAGUACGACCAUCAACAGGAAAGCAAAUACAAACACGAGGCGCUCUUAGAUGGGGAGCCAAUACUUUUCGAAAUUUUAGAUACCUGUCCAAAGAGUUUGGACGAUCUCCCGGGGAAUGAAAUAGCACAAUGGGCCGAUGGCCUGUUCCUAGUUUAUUCAAUAACUGAUAGAGAUUCAUUUAACUAUGUACGGAGAGCGAAGCAGAGUUUGCAACCCGAAGUGCCGUUAACCCUCGUCGGUAACAAGGCAGAUAUGGUGCAUUUGAGACAGGUGAGCCCUGAAGAAGGAGAAAUAUUAGCUAAGGAUUUUGAAUGCAGCUUCGCAGAAGUUGCAGCCGCGGAACAGGUGAAUCAAGUAGGCGAGGUGUUUCACGACCUUUGCCGAGAAGUACUCACGCAUAGAAGGAGAGCGAAACAUAGUCUUCUAGACAGAAUGCUGGGCUCGAAGACGGCGUACAGAGUCUACUCUCGGGGAAAAAGUGACAGCGCGUUACCAAAAGACUAAAAUAAUUAGUUUCAGCAUUUAGUUAUACUGAUAACCUAUUUAUAUUUCCGUCGAUUAAAAAUGAUUAUUUGUGUAAGCCUUAUAAGCAUCAUUUCAUUAAAGAAAAAUAUCCUUAUGAAGUACGUCAAAUAGGUACAUGCUAAUAUUUUUGUAUGUGUUAACUAAAUAAAUACGUUUAUAUGUAUAUACAUAUUUUAUG
Messenger RNA from Vanessa atalanta (red admiral), 1003 nucleotides. Its product is annotated as ras-related and estrogen-regulated growth inhibitor. Bases 175 to 804 code for a protein of 209 amino acids. The record is from RefSeq and is a predicted model, not a curated record. Lineage: Eukaryota; Metazoa; Arthropoda; Insecta; Lepidoptera; Nymphalidae. The transcript has 5 exons. Gene Ontology annotation, molecular function: GTP binding; GTPase activity.